This is a messenger RNA of Pseudo-nitzschia multistriata, 1615 nucleotides long. NCBI's taxonomy places the organism in Eukaryota, Bacillariophyta, Bacillariophyceae, Bacillariales, Bacillariaceae. The record is from the annotation of a GenBank genome assembly.
CAUCGAAAUUGCUGCUCCAGUAGUCAUCUUCAUACUACUAAUAAAUUUCAGUGGAGUGAGAGCCAAAUAUCAGGAGCCCCCAUUACAAAAACGCACAGUAACGCAACAUACUCAAGUGGCAGAAAAGUACAAUGGGACUAUUCGGUCAGAUUCUGGCCCUGCCAUAUUUGGCCUUAUGUUACGGGCUUUGGAUAGCAGGUAAGUUCGAACAUGUGCAAGUGAAUGCUGGCAUCGAUACUUAUUGCAUUCUAACUUGUUUGAAUUCAAUGUUCUUCAAACUUUAAUCAAAGUCAACAUCACUCGGCCCUUGCUUUUGGCUACCAUUCUGUGCAUGCUGGUCAAUCCUAAAGCAGCCCAGGCCAAAUUAGAAAUUAUCGUGAGCACUUUUCGUUACUUGGUCUUGUCCAAGGAUAAGAAAUGGAAGAAAGCAAAUGACGACCCUGCUUCCUUUUUCUCCAAAGACAGCGAUGGCGAACUCAUUGUUCUGCGUAAAAAGACGGUCGUUUUUCUCCGACACGGAGAAUCGACUUGGAAUGAUACGUUCAACAAAGGCGACAGAAAGAUGUCUUCCUUUGUGUUAGGAUUCAUUCCCGGCAUAUUCCACAGUCUGGCAACCGAAUGGUACUUUUUGGUUCGAGGUAUGUCAGACGAAUCGUGGUUCUUUGAUUCGCCCCUCUCUGCCAAGGGGAUUGGGCAAGCGGAGGGCGUGGCAAGGUUUCUGCGUGAGACAGAUGCCCAGUACGCCACACCGAGAGAAGCAAAGUUUCUUAGUCUUGUGAAGGGAGAGAAAUCAGAGAAGAACGAAGCCGGUGAGAUGUGCGUCUUGGUCUCGAGCAAUUUGCGUCGGGCUAUUAGCACAUGCGCAAUUGCCAUGAAAGAUCGACUCGAUCAAAAAAUCCCUGGCGACAAUAUUAUUAUACUGCAAGAGCUCCAAGAGGCGAGCAUUAAUCCCGAUGCCCAGUCUAUCACCCCAGCCUUCGAGAAACUAGUGACCUCUUUCACAGACUCAGAAGCUGUUAAGAGCAUUUACGCUAACCAAUCGGACACCAGUAUCAACAAAGGCAAUAAAGGCAUCAAAAGCAACGGUCUUCAACGCAUGGAAGCAUUCUGUAACUUGUUGUUCGCAACCGACGGCUACGAAAGCGUUAAAGGUAACGAUGGUGAUGAUAGCAACAAUGCAGCUACUAUCCUCGGCAAUGCCAAUAAUGUUAUGUGCACAGGCCAUUCUUACUGGUUCCGUGCCUUCUUUCAGACGUAUUUACCGAGAGACUUCCAACACAUAUGUAAAACGAAGAAGCUUGUCAAUGGUGGGUUAGUCGGCUUUACUUUGUGUCACACGAAAGUGAAGGAGACUGGUGAAGAAAAGUUUAUGAUCGACCCCGCGAGUCUGACAGUUUUGUAUGCGGGUUUCUAAAUCGUAUGGAGGUUGGCAUGUAAUGUUUACAUGUCCUAGGACUUUCGUUUUCAGAGUUUUUCGUAGUUAUUCAAUACGCAAGAAGGUUUUUCGUCUUCAGUUAUUGAAGUUCUGUAACAUCUCAUAUCUCAUUGCACAAGGCCAACAUCGACUGUAAUUCAUAUAAUAUUAAUCGGUACAGAAUCAAAACAUACCAAUCUA